AUGACAAAUAAUGAAAAACAAGCUGAUGAAAUAUUAGUAUUACAAUCAAUUUUUGAUCAAAAGUUUCGUUUAAUGAAUGAAAAUCAAUAUGAAAUAUUAAUUGAAUUUGAUUUAUCUACAUCAUUUACAAUUAGAUUAGACGAUAAAAUAUCUACGAUACAAUAUUUACCACCAUUAUCUUUGAUAAUUAAUUAUCAUGAUGAAUAUCCAAGUGAUGAUCCACCAUCAUUUAUUCUAUCAUGUUUUUAUUUCUCUAAAAUUGAUUUAGAAAAACUUUGUCAAAAAAUUGAUAAUUUUUCAUUUAUUCCAGGUGAAGUUUGUGUUUAUGAUUGGAUUGAAUUAAUAAAACAAGAAAUAACAAAUGAAUUUAUUAUUCGUACAAGUUUUGAAGAACAACAAAAUGAUCCACGAGCAUUAAAUGGUUAUACAAUUGAAAAUACUAAAAAAAUUUUUCAAUAUUUAAUUGAUUAUAAUCAAAAGCAUCAAGAAGAUGUAUUUCGAAAUCGAUUUCAAUCAUGUUCUAUUUGUACAGAUAUUAUUCCAGGUGUAGAUUGUAUUCGUCUUCAUCGUUGUGGACAUUUUUAUUGUCGUACUUGUUUGAAUCAUUAUAUUCGGAUGACACUUGAAAAUGGAAAAUUUGGAGAAAAUCUUCUUUGUCCACAAGAUCACUGUAAACAAGCUUUACUUCCAACAGAAAUAAAACAAACUAUUCAAAAUGAAAAAUUAUAUGAAAGAUAUGAACGAUUAACAUUACAACAUGGACUUGAAUCAAUGAAAGAUAUUGUUUGGUGUCCAAGAUGUCAAUCACCUGUUAUUAGUGGUCCUGAAGAUGAUAAUCUAGCUAUAUGUGAUCAAUGUCAUUAUACAUUUUGUAAAAAGUGUUAUGAAACAUAUCAUUUCCAAAAAAUAUGUCCUAAAGAUUACUUAAUUGAACAAAUGAAAUUACUAAAACAAAAAGAAAGAGAAGUUGUAUUAGCUCAAUUCAAUAAAACAAAAGGACAGAAAAAAACUUUGAACGAACAAAGAAUUGCUACACAAAGAUAUCGUCAUAUUUUUAUUAAACUAUCUGAACAAAAUACUCUAUUACAAGAAAUAUUAACUGCUGAACGAAUCAAUACAGAUGAUAUUCAAUUUUGUCCUGAAUGUCAUAUACCAAUCGAAAAGAAUGGUGGUUGUUCACAUAUGCAUUGUACACGAUGUAAUUUCGAUUUUACAUGGCAAACAACACAAGAACGAACAAAAACAUUUAUUACUCCAUAUUUGGAACAUAAUGAUUCCACAAAAAUUGAAUCUAUGAAAGAAGAACUCAACAAAGUAGCCUACUUAGUCGACACUCCUAUAGAAGAAAAACCAAAACAACAUGAAGAGAUACCUUCUGAUCAAGCACAUAAACAAGAACAACAGGAAAAUGACAACGACUUGAGCAUUUUAAUUGAUGAUGAAUCAACUAUUGGUUCAGUUAUACUCAAUCGAGUGACAACAUGUCCUAAUAAAGCAUGUAGAAAAAUUAAUGUAAAGAUUACUUCAGAUAACUGGAUGAUAUGCAGUGCAUGUAUGAAACAAUUUUGUUUUUUAUGUGGAUCUGGUGUAAAUGGAAUAAAACAUUUUGAGAAAAAAUGUUUACGAGUUACCCCAAUUUAA
This is a messenger RNA of Rotaria sordida, 1641 nucleotides long. The record is from the annotation of a GenBank genome assembly. Lineage: Eukaryota; Metazoa; Rotifera; Eurotatoria; Philodinida; Philodinidae.